AUGCCGACCUGCCCUCCAGGCCUGGCUGUGCCGGCCGCCCGAGGGCUGAUUGACCAAGAAGUGGUCUUUGCAGAUGAGAAACUGGGGCCCGUGGAAGGCCAGCAGCCGGCUAGCGCAGCCCCGGAGCGGGAAGGGAUGUACGGGCAGGUGUGGCCUGAGCUGGCAGAGGCUGGCCGGUCCGGGGAGGGAGCUGGCCUAAUCACCUCGCCCAGCAGCCCCAUCAUCAUCAGUUGGUUUGUCCGGACCUUCAAGUACGUAUUUGGCCUUCGCUUUGACAUAAAGGGCCGCCAGAAGCUGGAGGUGGACCACCCGUGUGUCAUCAUUUCUAACCACCAGAGCAUCCUGGACAUGAUGGGCCUUAUGGAGGCCCUACCCAAGCGCUGCGUGCAGAUUGCCAAGCGGGAGCUGCUCUUCAUGGGGCCUGUGGGCCUGAUCAUGUACCUCGGGGGUGUCUUCUUCAUCAACCGGCAGCGCUCCAGGACCGCCAUGACCGUGAUGGCCGACGUGGGCGAGCGCAUGGUCAGGGAGAAUCUCAAGGUGUGGGUGUACCCUGAGGGCACGAGGAACGACAACGGGGACCUGCUACCUUUCAAGAAGGGUGCCUUCUACCUGGCGAUCCAGGCCCAGGUGCCUAUCAUCCCCGUGGUUUACUCCAGCUUCUCCUCCUUCUACAACUACAAGACGAAGUUCUUCACCUCAGGAACGAUCAGGGUGGAGGUGCUGGAUGCCAUCCCCACCAGUGGCCUCACCGUCGCUGAUGUCCCCAAGCUUAUGGAUAGCUGCCACCAGGCCAUGAGGACCACCUUCCUCCGCAUCUCCAAGACACCCCAGGAGAACGGGGCCACCGCAGGGCCUGGUUCCCAGCCCGCCCAGUAGCCGAAGCGGGGCAGGACCUGGGGGCAGGACGGGGCCGACCGGGGGCAGGGCCUGACUGGAGAAUGGACCGAGGGACCUCCUCCCCUGCCCCAGCUGCUAAACGUCACUGUGUCCUGCUCCUACGUGGUUCUCCCCGCUUUGGUUUCGCCCCGGAUGCAGGCCACUGCUUCCUGUCACGGGCCUCGGAUCCAGGCCUCCGACGUCCCCCAGGAGAGUCAGCUGGACCCUCCUCACGGAGCCCACCCUUGGGCCUCCCGGAUCUGGGAGCAGGCCUGGGCCCAGACGGGCUGGCGGCCUCGGGGUGGAUGGCCGGCGCUGAGACACUUUACCCUCCUGCCUGGGCCCGCGGGGUGCAGAAGCGGGGUGCAGGGCGGGCCCUCCGGGAGAAACGGGACUCUAGGUGGGGGCCAGACACCAGGUCCUGUGCAACCGGGGCCUCGGAGAGCCAGAAAGCAGAGGUCCUUGCUCCACUGGCCUCGGGGAGCAGGGCGGCCGCCCGGGCACCGCU
Messenger RNA from Puma concolor (puma), 1384 nucleotides. The record is from RefSeq and is a predicted model, not a curated record. Lineage: Eukaryota; Metazoa; Chordata; Mammalia; Carnivora; Felidae.